UUUGUGAACAGUUUAGUAAAGUGUUCUGAGUGACUUCCAACAACAGAUUUCUCUGGACACAACACUGAGAUUUAAAAAAGAAUACGAUUUAUACACCACACUUUUAUUGUCAGUGUCUACAAAACUUUGACAAUUAUAUAUUUCUCAUAUGACACAAAUAACAUGCAGCCUAAAGAGUUUUUUUAACGUUUCAAUUAACACGCACACACACACAGACACACACACACACACACACACACACACAAUGUCUGCAUGCAAGUAUGUGUUGUAAUGUAAGAGAAUAGAUCCACUGUCCACCCAACACAUCACUGUGGCCCUCGCCUGCAACACACACACACACACACACACACACAGAGCACUAUUGUCCUUCUCAGCACAAAGAAUCCUGUAACACACACACACACACUUACAGAAGAGCCCAACACUGCCGGUCAUACCAAAGAAUCUAGGUCUAUCCAUCCAAGAGGUUGUGUUGAAUUUGAGUGUUGUGGUGUUAGUUGUGUGAUUUUCACAUGACCCGUGGGAACAACUGCUGAAGAUCCAGCAUGGAGGUUUAUAUUGUGGGCAUCUGUAUCGCAGUAUGUGGCAACUUUCUAAUCAGCAUCUCCCUGAACAUCCAGUCAGGGUGUGUGUUGGAGGUGAUGUUCUGAGGUUUUGUUGUGCAGAAAUACACACACGUGCGUCAGUCACAGAGAGGAACACGGCCGUAUUACACCAGUCGCUUGUGGUGGUGUGGGAUCUUGUUGAUGGGUGUGGGUGAACUGGGGAACUUUGCUGCUUAUGGAUUUGCACCGGCGUCUCUCAUCGCACCCCUCGGCUGUGUGUCUGUCAUCGCAAGUGCUGUCAUUUCUGUGGUGUUUCUCAAGGAAACCUUACGGGCUUCAGAUAUUCUGGGAGGAGCUUUAGCGCUCACAGGCACCUACUUUCUGGUCACAUUUGCUCCUCAUUCUUCUCCUCAUGUAACAGCCAACAUGGUGGAGCGAUCGCUGGUCAGCUGGCAGUUCCUGAUUUACUUUAUGUUUGAGGCGAUUCUCUUUGCUGUCCUGAUGUAUUUGUAUAAAUGCAGGAAUAUUAAACACAUCAUAAUCAUGAUGCUCAUGGUGGCGCUGGUUGCUUCAUUGACAGUGAUCUCUGUGAAAGCUGUUUCAGGAAUGAUCACAGAGACUGUUCAUGGAAGUCAUCUGCAGUUGACCUAUCCCAUCUUCUACAUUAUGUUCAUCAUUAUGGUCAUAUCGUGUGCAUUUCAGAUCAAGUUUCUGAAUCAGGCCAUGAAGAUGUUUGACGCCACUGAGAUUGUGCCCAUCAAUUAUGUGUUCUUCACUGCCAGCGCUGUUGUUGCAGGGAUCUUAUUUUAUGAAGAAUUCUAUGGAUUGUCCUUGAUUUACAUAAUCAUGUUUAUAGUCGGGUGUCUGCUGGCCUUUACUGGAGUGUUUCUAAUCGCCAGAGCUCGACCGAGCAUCAAGAUGGACCGUGUGUUCAUUUCAAUGGGCCAAAUUCCAGGCAAAAGUUGUACAGAUAAAGUGCAGCCGCAGUCAGACGACAGUAAAUAUGGGACAUUGACGUCUAAAUUCACCUGCAACAGCGGAAUUCAGCAGGACGAAGCGUAGAGUCAAAGCGCCACCUGCAGCCAGAUGAGGAACUGCUAUAAUAUAUCAGUGUUUGUGUGCGAGACAGCAGGUCUGACUAAUUCUUGGAAUUUUGAAAUAGUUUCAUUAUGAUAUGCAUAACGGUCUAAAUAUUUCGAGAGUAUUGUGAUUUUUUUAAGACCUAAUAAA
Triplophysa dalaica is the source of this 1775-nucleotide messenger RNA. Its product is annotated as NIPA-like protein 2. NCBI's taxonomy places the organism in Eukaryota, Metazoa, Chordata, Actinopteri, Cypriniformes, Nemacheilidae. The transcript is spliced from 12 exons. The record is from RefSeq and is a predicted model, not a curated record. The coding region runs from base 747 to 1607 and encodes 286 amino acids. Gene Ontology annotation, molecular function: magnesium ion transmembrane transporter activity. Gene Ontology annotation, cellular component: membrane. Gene Ontology annotation, biological process: magnesium ion transport.